UUUGAUCAGUUUUAACCCAUCUUUGUUAAUUGAAAGUAUUAAUUUCUUUGAAAAACAAAACUGUACAGUAUCUGAAUGUGAAUUUGAUAUGAAUUGACAUCAUAAAAACCAAAUCUGACAUAUCUUAUUUAAUACCAAGGACAGAUGAAUCUUUCGUGUUGUUACAUCACAGUCCCAUCUGUCAAUCCAUUAUCCUGUGGAUGACCAUCGAGAAACUGGAGACUGGAAAACUUAAGUCCCCACAUCUUAUAGGACAUUUGCAUAGUAAAAUUGUCCAGAUUGUAUUUUAUCCAGCAUGUUUCCAACUAUGUCUAAAUAGCAAACAAACAAAAUUUGAAUAGUCAAAUUCUGAACACUGAUUGCACGAGCAUUCAAUACUGAUUGUUACAUAUACAUAUGACAGCAAAUGCAGCCUCGGCGUGUGAGUGACACGCAUGAGCUUUACGAUCACCAUACGUGACAAAAAGUACAAUAAAUUCACUAAAUCUUUUGUUUUAGCUAGGCUCGUGUAAUUUGAACUGUAGUAAACAUGGUGCAUUUCUCUCAUUUUACCUAAUUUGUGUUUUCAGCAUUGACAAAGCCUGCUCUGAUUCACCCACACAAAGUCACUUUGCAUAAGAGAUUGCGUCCCUGUUUCUACAUAAGACAAUGCGCAUCCCACCAAAGCUCACAUCAGUGCAGGACUCCGCUCCGCGUGCUUCCCUCUCUGAAGAGCAACACCAUGACCCUCAUUGGGGACAUAGUUUUUUUUGUCGUAAUUGUGACAGUUGGAGUUUCUGGAAACAUCUUUAACCUCAUCUUUACUAUAGAACAGCAAGUGAAGACCAGGAGCAUUCAGACUGUCGGUUUGAUCCUAAACGUCAUCUCCGUCAACAACGUUAUCUUGGUAAUCGCCACCUUCGCACUGGUGUUUAGCGUCUUUCAGAAUCCCGUAAUUUGGUGCAUCAGGCCAUACCCUUUAUCUAUUCGCUCCGAAAUCUAUCUCAUGAUGAGCUGCAGCUUCACCAGCUUCUGGGCCAUUGCGUGGCUGAGUCUCUUCUACUGCAUCAAAGUUGUGAAUUUCUCCACCGAGUUUUUCCGAGCACUGAAGAGGAACAUCUCCUCUGUGAUCAACGCUGCAGUGCUGCUGAGCUGCGUGUUCUCCUCCUUGUUGUUCUUUCCUCUGUUUUCGCUCGACGUUUCGGAUUUAAUGGACAAAAAUCAAAACAUGAACGACAUUGCUAACUUGACCUGUCCACAGCCCUCCUUCACUAUAGAGAUGAACGCGAAUGCAUAUGCCGCAGCUAUACUUUGCCUCCUCUGCCCCAUCCCUCUGAUGGUCAUGCUGCCCACCUCUAUCAGAAUGGUCAUCCAUCUGUGCGCCCACACGUUGGCUCUCAAGAAGAACCAGACACAGGUGCAGGGAUCUGACUCGUACCUCCUGGUGUGCAAGAUCACCAUCUCCCUGGUGGGAGUUUAUAUGUCCACUCUGUGCAUCGUGGCUUUGUUUAUCACCAUAAGGUUAAUCGGGCAGUUUAUCACCUACCACACCUUAGCCGGUGCCUUUAGUUUUUACAGCGGCAUGACUUCUCUCCUUCUGACUGCUUCAAACAGGUAUCUGAAAGAGAAGUUCUGGAGCCUGUUCUGCUGUAGGAAAGCAGAGGAACAAGCUAGCAAAAGCCAGACAGUUGUCACAGGAGAUGUUUGAUAUGAGAAAUAUUACCUUUAUUUCAGGGACUUGAAUUAUUAAAAUCAAACAUUUGAUUUUAGUCACUUAAAAAUAAAGUAGUAAUAACAGAAACAUAGAAUUAAGAUUUAAUCACUUAGCUAAUUGCAUGUAACUGUUGCUAUUUGGUUGACUUGGUAUACUUUUGUUUGCUGAAUAAUCAGGAGAAUAACCAACAAAAUUUCAUAGCAAUUCUUAGCUAUUUUUACAUUUUGGUGAUGUGGUGACUAAUUUGAUUGAAUUUGAAUGAUUUUGAAUUUUAUCUGAUUACGUGGUUUAGGGAUGGACCUUAAUGCUUAAUUUUAUUAAUGCUUGUUUUUUUAUGAUUUUGUUCACGUUGUAUGAUUCUGUACUCAUUAAAUAUUUUUUUUUUUUGCCAUCGUGUUGGAAUAACUAGAAUAAAGUUAGUAUUUGUUUAGUAUUUUAUUAAAGCUUUUUUUUCUAGUUGCAUUAUUUUGGGUAAUGAAUAUAUAUUUGAUGUGAUGAUAAAAGCAUUUAUUUUGCCUUGUGAUCUAUGUAGAGAGACAUGUAGUCAUAUAUUUUAAAUGAAUUAUUUUAAGUUAAAUUUUAAAGUGUCCAUGUUAAAUGCACUUACUAACAAAACAAAUAUGCAGAAU
Molecule: messenger RNA, 2322 nt
Organism: Puntigrus tetrazona (Sumatra barb)
Lineage: Eukaryota; Metazoa; Chordata; Actinopteri; Cypriniformes; Cyprinidae
Product: taste receptor type 2 member 40-like
Exons: 1
Coding region: 722-1687 (321 amino acids)
Biological process (GO): G protein-coupled receptor signaling pathway; sensory perception of taste
Cellular component (GO): membrane
Molecular function (GO): G protein-coupled receptor activity
Source: RefSeq, a predicted model, not a curated record